Messenger RNA from Paramecium pentaurelia, 2593 nucleotides. The record is from the annotation of a GenBank genome assembly. NCBI's taxonomy places the organism in Eukaryota, Ciliophora, Oligohymenophorea, Peniculida, Parameciidae.
AUGAACGUAGAGGAAAGACCUGGUACAUCAUUUACAUCAAAGAGACAGGUUCAAACUGAAUAAAGAAAGCGAUAACAAAUGAAUUUGGGUACUUUGGAGACUGAGGAUAAAAGUGUAAGUGUAGUGGUACUUAUUGUAGACAGGAAUGAAAAUUAGACCGAUUACUCAAGAUCAAUAGAGAAACAGUUUGCAAUAGAAGAGAUAGAAGAUGAUUCCUUAGGCAAUUUUAUAUGACAGGGAAUCUUUGUAUGAAGAAGUUAUAAAUGCAAAAUAAAUCAAUAACAAUCUGUAAAGAGAGAACUAAGCUUUACAUACAAAAAUAAAAAUGAUGGAUGUAAAAUUGAUUAAGACUUAUAGGAAGAAUUACAAAGAAUGGUUAGAGCUACUCCAAUAAGUGAGCAAGUUAUUAACCCAAUGGAAUCAUUUUAUUAAGAUAGUAAACCUAUGAAAUAGCAUUUAAUAAUGGAUUUAAAGAAAUAAUUAAGAAGAUUACAAGAAGAAUCAAUAAAAAAGGAUUAAUAAAUACAAUUUCUAUAGAAAAAUACUAAAGCAAUGAAAAUUAAAGAAUUAGAAAUUGAAUUGUUGUCUUAUCAAUAAGAAGCACAAAGAUUGAAAGCUUUGAUGGGAAUGAAAUUUAAUGAUUCUGAUAAUGAUCUACUUAGAUUAAGAGCUGAUUAUAAAUUAUUAGAAGAUGAAUUAAAAUAAUUGAAAAUCAAAUGCAAAGAAUAUGAAUCAAAAGCUACCAUGUAUUAUAAUGAAAAACUUAAAAAGGAUAAAUUGAAUCAAUAUUUGAAAAAUUAAAUAGAAAGUUUAAAAUUUAAAGAUCCAGAAUAUAAGAAAUAAAAUAAAAUUACUGAAAAUGAAUAGUAAUUAAAAUAGGAUAUUGAGUACUAAAUCAUAACUAUAUUGCUAGUUAAAAGUAAGUUUAAAUCGACACAUUGAUAAGUAGUUUGAAGGCAAAAGAUGCACAAUAUGCAGAAUUGGAUAAGAGAAUGAAAGAAUUAGAGAGAGAACAAUAAUAAAUAAUAGAUUAAUUAGAGAGAGAUAGAUAAUAAUUACGUGAAUAAUGUAAUUCACUUAAAGAAGAAGUUUCAUAAUAAUCAGGAAGAAGGUAUAUAUGUAUUUAAUAAUAUAAUAGAAGAACUGUUUAAAAUAAUAGUUUCUUAGAAAAUAAACUUGAAAUUCUUCCUGAAGGACCAGAAAUUAUAGAUCAAAAAAAAAAAUUAUUGCCUUGUGUUACUAAGGAUGAUGUGAAUUUGAUAUGUAAAUAAAUCAAAUUCAAAUUAAAAGCUAUGAAAGUUCCUUUUGAAAAAAUAGAUAAUGUAAUUAUGAUGAUAUGAAUUCAUUAGUUUAUUCAUGGGGAUGUUCAUUCUGUUAUUAGAAUUGAAGAAUUAAAUGAAAUGUUAUAGGCUGAGCCAUUUUUGUUAAAUGAAGUGGAAAGUCUUAAGGUUGCUAGAUACUUAAUUGAGGAUAAUGAUGAAAGAUUUGUUGAGUUUAGUUUAUUAGCUGAAGGUCUUAUAGCAAGAGCCAAGAGUAUUCUAAAAAAUUUAAUUGGUAAAUACAAUCUUUUAGAAGUAAUUUGAUAUGUUAAAUUAUAGAAAAAUGAAGAGGAUUAAUUAUUUUUUGAGAUUGCAAUUGUAUUAUCAAAAUAUAGAAAUUCUUUAGAAGAUUUCAUUUUGAGAUCAAAAAAGAAAUAAGAAUUAUGUUCAAUUGAAGAUCUUGAAGAGGCUCUUAAAUUUGUUGAAUAAACAUUUAAUUCUACUUAAUAUGAAUUUUUGUUAUUGAAGAAUUAUGAACUUACUCAAGAAUUAAUUCAUAUCAAUUACAAAAAGUUAUUUGAAUUAUUUUAUGUUGGUAAAUCAUUUAGAAAUAUUAUGUAUUAGAUUCAUAAAUAUAAUAAAAAACUAAAAGUGAAAGUGAUUUACCAAAAGAAUAAGUAAAAAAAUAAUCAAAUAAUGAAAUAUAAAAUAAUAAAGAUAUCUAAUAAUAAUAAAAAUAAGAAGAACUUCUUUAAUAAUAAUUGAAAAAAUAAAAAGAAGAAGAUGAAUAAAGAAAAUAAUUAUAAUUGUAAUAAGAGUAGGAAAGGUAAAGAUAAUUAGAAUUAGAAAAGGAGGAGGAAGAAUAAAGAAGAUUAGAAUAAUAAUGGAAGGAAGAAGAAGAAGAGAGAAAGAGGUAAGAAGAAGAAGAAAGAAUUAAAUAAGAGAAUGAGGCAAAAAGGUAAAAAUUAUUAGAAGAAAUGAAAAAGUAAGAAGAAUAAGAGAAUCUCAAAAAGUAAUAAGAGUAAUAAAGACAGUUAGAAUUAUUAAAGUAAUAAAAGGAAGAAGAGGAAAGGUAAAGAAAAUUGAAGGAAGAAGAAGAAGAAAGAAGAUUAUAAGAAGAACUAUUAGAGAAAUAGAGAUUGGAAGAAGAAUAAAAUAGAUUAGAAUAGGAAUAUGAAUAAUAAGCUGAGUAUGAAAAAGAGUAGAAUGAAUAGGAGGAGAAUUUUGAAGAAUAUAAUGAUCAAUAAUUUGAUUAAUAACAAUCUGAAAAAUAAAUUAGUGAACCAUAAAAUAAGAGUUAAAAAGAUUAUGAGGAUGAGGAUUUUGAAUAAUGA